Molecule: messenger RNA, 3047 nt
Organism: Hemiscyllium ocellatum (epaulette shark)
Lineage: Eukaryota; Metazoa; Chordata; Chondrichthyes; Orectolobiformes; Hemiscylliidae
Product: vacuolar protein sorting-associated protein 37B-like
Exons: 4
Coding region: 43-888 (281 amino acids)
Biological process (GO): protein targeting to vacuole; protein targeting to membrane; ubiquitin-dependent protein catabolic process via the multivesicular body sorting pathway
Cellular component (GO): ESCRT I complex
Source: RefSeq, a predicted model, not a curated record
GUUCGCCUCAGGAGCCGGCCAUCGGGAGUGAGUGAAGGCAACAUGUCGCUGCCGGAUCUCUCCUCCCUCAGCCUGCAGGAGCUGAACGAACUGCUGGAGGAUGAGGAGAAGCUGAGUAAGAUGGCGGAGGGGAUGGAAGAGGUACGGAAUAUACAGCCAAAUAAAGAUAUGAGCCUUGCUAGCAAUCGUAGUCUAGCAGAACAGAAUCUGGAAUAUCACCCUAAAUUGGACUCUUUGAAAAUCCAGUUAACUAGGAAAUAUCAAGAACUACAGACGCUAUUUGAAGCAUAUCAAAUGAGGAAGUCAAAAUUAGAAAGUCAAUCCAGUGGGACUUCGCUAGAUGUACUACUCGCACUGCUACAAACAGAAGGAGCAAAAAUUGAAGAGGAAACAGAGAUCAUGGCGCAGGAGUUUCUGGAUGGCGAGGUGCCAUUGGACACUUUCAUUGAGCAAUAUCAGAAUAAAAGGAAACUGGCUCAUCAACGGCGGGUUAAAAUUGAGAAGUUGCAGGAGAUUGUCUUAAAAGGACCAGGGUUAAAUCCAGCACGGUUACCACAGCUACCGAAUGAGCCAGUGCAGACAAAUCAGAACUCUAACUCCAUGGAAUCAAACACUCCCCCUGUUAUGCCUAGGAGGGUUCCACCACCCCCACCUGUUCAAACUGGUGCCUUUCCCACUCCAUUUACAUGUGCGGCCCUGGGAGCAGAAUCAGUACCUCCUUAUCCAGUAUCUGCUGCUUUCCCUCCUAUCCCACCAAGAUCUGGAAACAGUGCUCCAAUUUCCACAUCUCAGUUAGGUUAUCCACUACAGUACAGGCCACCUUGUCCUCCACCAGUCGCUCAGAAAGCUGGACAGCGUCCUCCUCAACCAGGUUUUAUUUUGCAGUAAUUUUACAAAAUGGGGUCCGUUGCACUUUUUGUGUAGGUGCUUUUAAUUCUGCUGAAGUGUUUAGUGUCUCUCAAAGCAUACGUGACCUAUAUUUCCAUGAUGGGGAACUACACCUUUUGUGUUAGGAGACUGCAAAUUAUAAGUUUCCUUCCACAUGGCAUCUUUCAUAAGAAUUUCAGAAAAUUAUGUAUAGCAAUAAAGUUCUAUUUUGUGGCAAACACUUUUUUGGAUAAAAUGUUCAAAGACGUAAUGGGGCCUUUACCCCACUGUUUCAAUUUUAUAACUCUUUUUGAAUCUGUUGCACUUUUUUGGAUAGAGACCAUUAGUUGAAAUUCAUUAGAUUCAACUGAUGCAAACAUUUACAUUAAAAAAAAUACAAGUACUUACAUAGGAAGUGAAUUAAAAUUUAAGAUCAGCCCAGUAGCAGCCGAUUUCUGGAAAUUUUAGAGCUAAGUUGAUUUGUUCCUGAAAUUUAUAUUUUUCAGCUUUUAUAUACUGUAAUUCUCCACAGACUGACCUUGGCAGGUCUUGGUAUGCUAGCUAUUUUGGUUCCUAUAGAAAGGGUGGGGUGAGGACACCGAAGAUUUAUGUAUAUAUGACUGUCUGUCUGAUUGGGUAUAGCUUUUUUUUUCCAACUUUCUGUUGAACCUGAACUGUUUUUUGAAAGGGGGAGGGUUUGCUCAUCUCCGUUAUUUCAUAUGAAUAGAGUAAAUUGGUUGAAUAUUGAUUGAAGUGAAAAAUAAUCAAUGUCAUGCUAAAGUUUCUUAACUAGAUCAGUUAAACAGGAUUGGCCAGAAAGCUGAAAUAUUGGCUUGUCUUAUUAUUACAUGUACCAGCCACUUUAAAUCUUUACAAAUCUGUGACUAUACAGUGCAUUGUUCUCUUUAGCCACUUGUGACUUUUGACUUUAAUUAUAAAGCUUGAUUAAAAACUUGUCUUCGCACCAAGAUGAAAAGGAAUGUAUCACGUCAACUAUCUGUUGUAUGCCCUGCCUUUUGAAGUCAAUGUAUCUGAAUGUCAGACUUACCGCAAGUUUCUGCCUCUCUUCGAAAUAUUAUAAUCUACAACUACCUAUCCUCCUCAAGUUUUUCUAUUGAGAGUUACAGGAGCUAGAUUCUAUUUUAAAUGGUUACCCUGUAAUGAAACUCAUUUAAAAUUGUGCAAGUAUAUUGAGUAAAAAAAAUUAAAGGAAGAGUGUCAGAUGACCGUUUCACCAGAUGAAUUAGGAAAACUGCAUUACUUCAGAUUUUUUCUAAAUCCGUAAGAUGCAUUGCACAGUUGUCUCUUUUGUCUGAUCAAUGAUGCAUAUUAAGCAGUUCCAUUCAGGGUUUAAAAGCAAAUGGGCUACUUCAUUUAUUAGCAGAGUCAUGACUCAAGGAAUCAUAUGGCUGAAUAUUGAGUCUGAAAUAUGUUUGUAAUGUGCCUUAGCAAUAUUUGUCAUAAGGGACUGUGGGAAAUGUUUUACUUUGUAAACUUGUGAUGCUCAUGCGAGCAGUACUUUUAUGGAUAUGUAUGUAUUUUUGGGGAAAUGGAGUGGGAGGAGGAAGGGGAGUAUUGAUGGUAAUCAGAUUAUUUGACUAUUUAAACUAGUAGUGUGCAGUAUGUUGAAUAACAAGACUGUAAUCUCCUAUUGUUGAUAUUAAAAUUUGAGCAAAUUAGUUUGGUGGUAAGAUACCUUCUGUUAAAAUGUGCUAUUGCAAGUGACUGACAGUUCACUCUCUUAAAUGUAUUUUGUUAUGAUAUUGAAGUUGCAUGUUGAGUUGCACAAUCUCUGUGGCAUAUUUUGCCAUUUACAGUUCAGUCAAGUAACAAAGUAAUAUUUUAAAUCUAACAAUUGAGCAGUUUGUUUUUUUGAAUAUUUGUGGGAUAACUUGGUCCAAUUGCUUAAGUUGGCUUGAAAGAUUAAUUGUCCGCAGUUUUUUAUUCCAUCAAAAAUUGAAAACAGUUAUGAUAGAUGGUACCUAUGUGCCUACAAUAGGAAAGACUCAGCACUUCAAUCUCAAAUGUUUUUUGAAGUAAAAUAUUUGACAACACACUUUUGUGAAGUUUGUAGUUCAGAAUUGUUUAUAUUAAUUGUUGUAGUGGGUGAGCUACAGGAAGUUACCUCAGAAUAUUUUAAUCAUUCUAUUAAUAAAAUCCAAAGUACUAUAAACAUUUUU